This is a messenger RNA of Momordica charantia (bitter melon), 1099 nucleotides long. The record is from RefSeq and is a predicted model, not a curated record. Lineage: Eukaryota; Viridiplantae; Streptophyta; Magnoliopsida; Cucurbitales; Cucurbitaceae.
CGCUUCUUCUUUCUGUUUUUCCGGUUCUCUCGGUUGGGUCUGCUUAUUUGCAGUCUCGCGGACGCACAAAGCAGGCGACAAGGCAAUUUAGGUCACACGAAGAAGCUGUCAAUGGAGUUGGUAACGGAGAAGAAGGAAUUCGAUGCUGCAAACGACAACAAGCAGCUCAACACUGCUCAAACAGUUCUUGAUUCUUCUUAUCCACCCUCACUCGCCGCCGAUGACCACAAGUUCGCAUUUUGGUACACUCGUCGGACACCUGGAGUUCGGACUCAAACAUCAUAUGAGGACAAUAUAAAAAAGAUUGUGGACUUUAGCUCGGUUGAAGGUUUUUGGGUAAGCUAUUGCCAUUUGGCUCGUCCCUCUUCAUUGCCAAGCCCAACAGAUCUGCAUCUUUUUAAGGAAGGAAUACGCCCACUCUGGGAGGACUCUGCUAACUGCAAUGGUGGGAAGUGGAUUAUAAGAUUUAAGAAAGUUGUAUCUGGUCGGUUUUGGGAAGAUUUGGUUCUCGCAUUAGUGGGCGACCAACUUGAUUUCGGCGAUAACAUAUGUGGUGCCGUACUUAGCAUUCGUUUCAACGAGGAUAUUUUGAGUGUCUGGAACCGCAAUGCAUCCGAUCAUCAGGCCGUGAUGGGUUUGCGAGAUUCAAUCAAACGGCACUUAAAGCUCCCACAUGGGUAUGUCAUGGAAUACAAACCCCACGACGCGUCUCUGCGUGAUAACUCGUCAUACAGAAACACAUGGUUGCGAGGGUGAAAGGAGGAGAUGCGCCUCAUCUGCUGCUAUGGCUACGGGUAUGGCUGCCGAGUCAUACAAGGGUGAAUGAUAUUAGCAUGGUCUGUGUCCCGUAAUUGCUUUUGACCCUUCUUUUAACGUCAGCAAUUAAUUCACUUUUUUGAGGACUUUGGAGCUUUUUCUUUAUUUUACAUGUUUGCUCUGAUGAGAGGAGAAUAGGGCUUGUAAUGUAAAUAUGUGGGCAAUUUCUAACUGCAGCCUGCUCUAAAUUCACAAGACAAGUCAACUUCUGUUUACAUGUUAUAACUUAAAAUUGUUCUCUCAUUCUUUUCUAGGACAAAACUUAACUGUCUCUUUGAAAUCA